GGAGGGGGGGUGAGAAGGAUUACUUACCCUAUCCUAGGUAUUCCUUGAAGAGGUGGGGUUUCAGGUGUCUCCGGAAGGUGGUGAUUGACUCCGCUGUCCUGGCGUCGUGAGGGAGUUUGUUCCACCAUUGGGGGGCCAGAGCAGCGAACAGUUUUGACUGGGCUGAGCGGAAACUGUACUUCCUCAGUGGUAGGGAGGCGAGCAGGCCAGAGGUGGAUGAACGCAGUGCCCUUGUUUGGGUGUAGGGCCUGAUCAGAGCCUGGAGGUACUGAGGUGCCGUUCCCCUCACAGCUCCGUAGGCAAGCACUUUUGUAGCGGAUGCGAGCUUCAACUGGAAGCCAGUGGAGAGAGCGGAGGAGCGGGGUGACGUGAGAGAACUUGGGAAGGUUGAACACCAGACGGGCUGCGGCGUUCUGGAUGAGUUGUAGGGGUUUAAUGGCACAGGCAGGGAGCCCAGCCAACAGCGAGUUGCAGUAAUCAAGACGGGAGAUGACAAGUGCCUGGAUUAGGACCUGCGCCGCUUCCUGUGUGAGGCAGGGUCGUACUCUGCGGAUGUUGUAGAGCAUGAACCUACAGGAACGGGACACCGCCUUGAUGUUAGUUGAGAACGACAGGGUGUUGUCCAGGAUCACGCCAAGGUUCUUAGCGCUCUGGGAGGAGGACACAAUGGAGUUGUCAACCGUGAUGGCGAGAUCAUGGAACGGGCAGUCCUUCCCCGGGAGGAAGAGGAGCUCCGUCUUGCUGAGGUUCAGCUUGAGCACCAAACCAACAUUAGAUGAGAUAAGUGUCUGGGCUCAGUCGUUCGAUAAGCUGAUGAAGAAUCCUGCAGGUCGGAACGUGUUCAGGGAGUUCUUAAGGACUGAGUACAGCGAGGAGAACAUGUUGUUCUGGCUGGCCUGUGAAGACCUCAAACAGGAGAUGAACAAGAACACAGUAGAGGAGAAAGCACGCAUGAUCUACGAGGACUACAUCUCUAUCCUGUCCCCCAAAGAGGUGAGUCUGGACUCCCGGGUGAGAGAGGUGAUUAACAGGAAGAUACAGGAGCCUACGCCCCACACCUUUGAGGACGCCCAGCUUCAGAUCUAUACCUUAAUGCACAGAGACUCCUAUCCUCGCUUCCUCAACUCGUCUAUAUACAGAUCACUGAUUCACCAUGGCUCCCACACCUCCUCAGAGUCCUAGGUUCACAACAUUUCACUCACUCACACGCACUCCUCGCUCUCUCUCUCUCUCUCUCUCUCUCCCUCUCAGACUCCUCUCUCCCUCUCCCUCACAUUCAUCUCUCCCUCUCUCUCUCUCUCUCUCUCCCUCAGACUCGUCUCUCCCUCUCCCUCACAUUCAUCUCUCUCUCUCUCUCUCUCUCUCUCUCUCUCUCCCUCUCCCCUUCAUCUCUCUCUCUCUCCCUCUCCCUCACAUUCAUCUCUCUCUCUCUCUCUCUCUCUCUCUCUCUCUCUCUCUCUCUCUCUCUCUCUCUCUCUCUCUCUCUCUCUCUCUCA
Oncorhynchus keta (chum salmon) is the source of this 1496-nucleotide messenger RNA. RefSeq names its product regulator of G-protein signaling 17-like. The coding region runs from base 565 to 1182 and encodes 205 amino acids. The transcript has 3 exons. The record is from RefSeq and is a predicted model, not a curated record. NCBI's taxonomy places the organism in Eukaryota, Metazoa, Chordata, Actinopteri, Salmoniformes, Salmonidae.